Molecule: messenger RNA, 1161 nt
Organism: Sclerotinia sclerotiorum 1980 UF-70
Lineage: Eukaryota; Fungi; Ascomycota; Leotiomycetes; Helotiales; Sclerotiniaceae
Exons: 1
Coding region: 1-1161 (386 amino acids)
Source: RefSeq, a predicted model, not a curated record
AUGGCUAAGAUACAUCUACAAUCGGCAGCACCAACUUCAUGCAGCAGUGCCCUGUUAUUAGCAACGCCUUUCCCGAGGGUUCUCAAUCCCCCAUUAAGCCACGGUUGUAAUCAACUAUCCACUUUCCCUAUUACGGCAUUUCAGAAUCUCUCAGGGGAUUCUCAGAACUUGUCCACUUCAGCUUCUUCUCAAGCCGUUAAUUACAACCAGUCAACUUCAAACCACACAACUUCAAGCCAGACAUCCUCAAGCCAGACAACCUCGAACCAGACAACCUCGAAACAGACAACCUCGAACCAGACAACCUCGAACCACACGACCUCGAACCACGCGACUUCGAACCAGACUACCUCGGGUUCUUCGCUCCAAGCAAAUAAUGAACAAGCAAACCAUCAACAAGCAAAUCACCAAGAAUUAAUCCCUCAGCAAAUGGGCGUCGGUUAUAGACCUUUUGUGUCAUUCGGCGAAGUCAACCGGCCUAGUACUACUGAGAAUUCUACAUCCAGUUGCCAGGCAAACAUCUUUAAUAAUAGUCAUCAUAAUCUAGCGCCGUGGAAGCCAGAGAUAAACUACAGGCCGGGCACAGAGGGACAAGUCACCCCCUACUCCAGCUUUCCUUUAAACAACUCUUGUUCAGCGCCCUCAAACAUUCAGCACAAUACCACCAAUCCUCCUCUCAACAACUCUUUGCCAGCCAUUGGCAAUACCCAACACAAUACCCCUAAUCCUCCUCUCAACAAUUCUUGGUCAGCCGUUGGCAACAUUCAACACAAUGCCCCCAAUCCUCAGAUUAACAAUUCCUGGCCAACAGUUGGCACUACCCAAUACAAUACUCCCAAUUUUCCUAUUAAAAACUCUUGGUCAACGCCCUCAAAUAUCCAGUACAAUACCUCCGAACUUCCCUUCGACAACCAUUGCCUCUCAAACACCCAAUACAAUACGUCCGGCUUUUCUUUUAACAACCCUACGCCGACCCUUUCAAACACUGGACACAAUACCUUCGAUCUUCCUGUUCAUAACCCUGCGCCAAUGCUUUCAAACACUCAAUACAAUACCUCGGAUUUCCCCUCUAACAAUCCUUGGGCAAGUUCUAACAAUACCACACAAGCUCCAUUACAGGCGCAAUGGAACUCUAAUGAUUCUGCGUGGUAUUAUCAAUAG